Messenger RNA from Setaria italica (foxtail millet), 2453 nucleotides. RefSeq names its product protein MOS2. Gene Ontology annotation, molecular function: nucleic acid binding. Gene Ontology annotation, biological process: mRNA splicing, via spliceosome. The record is from RefSeq and is a predicted model, not a curated record. The transcript has 2 exons. Gene Ontology annotation, cellular component: spliceosomal complex. NCBI's taxonomy places the organism in Eukaryota, Viridiplantae, Streptophyta, Magnoliopsida, Poales, Poaceae. Bases 83 to 1399 code for a protein of 438 amino acids.
GCCCACGGCCCACGCCACGCGCUUCCGGCUUCCCCAGACGCGCAUUUUGCCCGGAUCGCUCGCUUCCGCCGCCGCCGCCGCGAUGGAGAAGGAGAAGAAGCUCUCGUUCUCCAUCUCCUCGAAGCAGCGGCCGCCCAAGCCUCCCUCGCGCCCCGCGGCAGCCGCCGCGGACGACGAUGACGCUGUCCCCCGCUCCGCGUCCGCGCCGGCCCAGCAGUUCGUCACAGAGUUCGACCCAUCCCAAACCCUAGCCUCCUCCGGCGCGCCGCGCGCUGUCAUCGCGCCGCUCCCCAACUCCGGCAACUUCCUCACCCACCGCCCCCGCAAGCCAUCCUCGCUUCCCACCCCCGAGGAGGAGGCCGCCCUCGCAGCGGAAUCCGGCGGCGGCGGGCCCUCGUUCGUCCUCGACACCUCCAACGCCCCCGACGACCCGUCAUCCAAUAUCCCCUACGGCCUCACCCUCCGCAACGGUGCCACCGAGGCCGCCGCUGUCAAGGAACCGGAGAAGGCGCUGCCACCGCCACCGCCUCCAGCUCCUCCGGCCGCCGCUGAUGCUGCGCCGGCCGGGGACCUCAUGUUGCGGCGGUACAAGGAGGACAUGGCUAGCCUUCCAGAUCACCGUGGCAUUGACGAGUUCAACGAGAUUCCCGUGGAGGGAUUCGGCGCGGCGCUCCUGGCUGGAUAUGGCUGGAAAGAGGGUAAGGGUAUUGGUAGGAACAAUAAGACUGGGGAUACCAAGGUUGUUGAAUACGACCGCCGUGCUGGCACGCAGGGGUUAGGGUAUAACCCCUCUGAGGCUGAUCCUAGGAAGACCCGCUCUGGCGAUUGGAUUGUUGGCGAGAAGAAGGCAUCAGAGAAUGGGAGUGCCAAGAAGAGAGAUAGAGACAGUAGAGAUAGGAUGGAUGAGAGGGAUUCAAGCGCCCGGAAGAAGAGAUCAGGUGAGCAAAGGUCUGAGAGGGAGGCCCAUGGAAAGGAGAGGAGUGCCCGGGAGAGCCGAGAAGGCACAAGUAACGGCACUGAUUCUCGUAGCAAGGUCCGGUGGUUACAGAGCCAUAUCAGGGUUCGUGUUGUUAGCGAAAAGUUGAGCAAGAGGCUGUACUUGAUGAAGGGUAAGGUUGUCGAUGUAGUGGGACCAACAACAUGUGAUGUUAUGAUGGAUGAUGGAUCUGAACUGGUGCAAGGGGUGGAGCAGGAUAUGCUUGAAACAGUACUUCCUCGGACGAACGGUCGAGUGCUUGUGCUCUAUGGGAAGCACAAGGGAAUGUAUGGGCACCUGGUGGAGAAGAAUUCCGAAGAGGAGAUUGGAUUGGUGGAAGAUGCAGAUACAAAAGAUAUAGUACGUGUUAGAUAUGACCAGAUGGCAGAAUAUACUGGAGAUCCGGAGCUGCUUGGCUACUGAUUAAUUUAUUUUUAGCGGAUAUUUGCUUACUCGGAGCUAUUCCAUUGUGUUAGCUAUUACAACUCAGUAACCCCUUUGCUGGAGCAGAGAAUGCCUGUCAAACUGUCUUUUGAUCCCUGCAAUGUAAGAUUAUUGACCAAAAUUUCAAACAAACAGCAGAAGCUUUCUUUAUGCAUUAGAGAUGACUUAUUUUUUACUUGCUACAUAUGACAUGAUCUUCAGGGUUCAAGAUCUAUGGGUAUGAGAAUGUGUUUUGUGGGCAUAAUUCAAAAUCGCUGAGGCUCUAUUAAAUUUUUAUUUCAUACAUUUUUCACUUUCCAUAUUGGAGAUUUAAUAUUCUUAAGCCAACAUCAAAGAUUCUCAAGACACAAAUUGUUCUUUGAUUAUUGUAUUAGUGAAAAUAAUCUGGAACUCUAAGCUAACUACUUUAUGCUAGUUGCUCGCUAAAUCUCUAUGUUUGGUUUGUUUCUGAAAGUAUAUGCUUUUUCCUUUCCACCUAUCUUUUUGUUCUUCCUAUGGAAUAUGUGCUAAAUCUGCAUGUUUGGUUUCUUUCUGAAAGUAUGCUUGUUUCUUUCCACCUAUCCUUUUUGUUCUUCCUAUGGAAUAUGUGCUAAAUCUGUAUGUUUGGUUUCUUUCUGAAAGUAUGCUUGUUUCUUUCCACCUAUCUUUUUGUUCUUCCUAUGGAAUAUGUACAGUUGAUGCUCCUAUCAUGCCUGCAGCUUAAGGUGAAAGGCGAAAAGGGAUGCAUCUCUAUAACUGAAUUCAAACAACAAUACCACAUCUAUGUAAACUCUCUAUAUCAUGCUUUCAUUCUAUGUUUUUUUUACAAAAGAUACCUUAUGAUAUCUUCUGUACGAUUUUUUUUUGUAUUAAGGAAAAGGAAACUUGGACAGGAAAGACCCUUACUAUCAAAUCUGAGCCUCGUGUUCUCUAUGGCAACUAUGGCUACUCUGUUUGGUAUUCUGUGUUUAUUGACUUAUUGAAGUGGAUUGUAUUUGUAUGUGAAAUGUGUUUGUCUGCUUUGCACAUUGAAAUUCAAGUCUAUGUUCCUCCA